This is a messenger RNA of Centropristis striata (black sea bass), 1937 nucleotides long. Its product is annotated as homeobox protein Hox-D9b-like. Lineage: Eukaryota; Metazoa; Chordata; Actinopteri; Perciformes; Serranidae. The coding region runs from base 71 to 1000 and encodes 309 amino acids. The transcript is spliced from 2 exons. Gene Ontology annotation, biological process: proximal/distal pattern formation; regulation of transcription by RNA polymerase II; embryonic skeletal system morphogenesis. The record is from RefSeq and is a predicted model, not a curated record. Gene Ontology annotation, cellular component: nucleus. Gene Ontology annotation, molecular function: DNA-binding transcription factor activity, RNA polymerase II-specific; RNA polymerase II cis-regulatory region sequence-specific DNA binding.
CACUAUACCAGCCCAUCUAACGUUUUACAGUCGCACUUAAGUGUCUUUUUAUUGAAAUAAUAAAAUAAACAUGUCGCUAACGAAUUAUUAUUCCAUGAUGGGGAUCCAGACUGAGGAGCCGUACGGUGCACAUUUCAUCCCGGGUGGUUUGCAGGGUUCGGCGGCCGGCUGCGCAAAGCCAGCCCGGAGAGCGGAGGAGGAGGAGGGGACCCCCGGUUCACACAUUCCGGAUUUUUCACAUUUUUCCAACAAACAAACGGGCUUAAAUGGCUUUUCUCCCUGGGAGAACACCUCCACUUCCUCCUCGCCCUCCUCUCCGCAGCUGCAGUCCAACCCCGGCGCCUCCAUCCCCGGCCUUUUUCACCCACAUCACCUCCUGAGCCACCACCACCCGUACUACGGCUCGCAGACGCAGACCCACACCGAGCACCUCGCAUCCGCCGCCGCUACCGAGAGCAGGUUCGUCCGCUGCUGGGAGGAGGCGACUCCCACCUCUGAGACCUCUCUGUCACAUGCGUCUGUCGGCUUCCCCGGGUGUGUCCCCGCUCAGGGUGACCUCUCCAAUCCGAGCCCGAGGUAUGAAGCGGUGAAACCCGAGAGUUCCCCUCCGUCGCACGACAGCCCCGGGGAUUCCAGCUUCGCCAGCCCUACUGAGGUGGUCCUCGAGCGGCUUGGCACCGUCGAGGAGCUGGGCAGAAAGCCGGAGCCCAAAAAAGAAGACGAGGAGAGAAAAACAAAGCCACAGCUCGACCCGGAAAAUCCAUCUGCUAGUUGGAUCCACGCCAAGUCCACCCGGAAGAAGAGGUGUCCGUACACCAAGCACCAGACCCUGGAGCUGGAGAAGGAGUUCCUCUACAACAUGUACCUGACCAGGGACCGGCGUCUGGAGGUGGCAGGACUCUUAAAUUUGACAGAGCGGCAGGUCAAAAUCUGGUUCCAGAACAGACGGAUGAAGAUGAAGAAGCUGAUGAUCCGGGAGAGGAGGAGUGUUAAUGAAUGAUGGAUUUGAAGAAGGCGGCUGUUAUUUUUUUUCCCAGGAUAUAGGUUAGGUGAGGAGGUGGCGAUGUUAUAGCUGAUAAAAGAGACGCAGUGCUCCAAGAUGCCCAUCAUCUUUAACAGCAGCUGGCAUGAGCAGCUGUUACUAAGCAACGGAUUGUGAAGCGUUUAAAGCUGCAGUGAGACUCUGCAGGGGAGACCAGGAUGUGUUGUAACACUUUUAUAAAAAAAUAUUCCUUUGGCCUUUUUCAUGUUAGAUGAUCUGAACUCUGCUGUGAAAUUCUUCCAUCUGCAUGUUACAAAAUGAAGACAGUCAACCUGUAACCUGGGGUACUUGUAAAUAAUGCUCAGAAUAAAAUGUCCAGAAAUAUCCAUAAAUUGAAUCAAAAGAACAUACGAGUUGAUAUGAAAGACUUUUAAACAUCUGUUUUUGAUAAGGCUGCAUAUUUCACAUGUCUAAAACUGAAACUACUUGACACACACUUGACUUCACAUAAAUUGUCUGUGCUUUCUGCCAAAAUCUAAAUUGCGUUUUAUGAUUUAAUGCAAAAGCUAUUGUCCUCAUAAAAAUGCUUUCAGUGUGCCAGACGUGACUGUACUCUAGGUCGGUUCUGGUCUGAAACAGUUGCAGCAUGUUUAUAUCAAAUUAAAAUGAAGUACUUGUGGAAAAGAAACCUAAACAAAUAGAAUCCAGACACAAAAUCCUUAUAAUAAUAAUAGAAUAAUAGCCUGAAAGAGACGAGAGUGAGACGUUUAGUUGUGAGUUGUCGUAGUAAAUUAUGUGAAAAGGAAAAGAGAAUUUGGUGCAUUUAACAAAUCAUUUUCUUAGCUUUAACUUGAAGUUGUCUGUUAACAGUCUUUCGUUAAAAUACUGUCAUUUGAAUUGAUUUACAUGGUCCGGUGUUUUAUAAGAUACAUUUGUUGUGACUGAACUGUGUGUG